Molecule: messenger RNA, 2070 nt
Organism: Trichoderma aggressivum f. europaeum
Lineage: Eukaryota; Fungi; Ascomycota; Sordariomycetes; Hypocreales; Hypocreaceae
Exons: 7
Coding region: 1-2070 (689 amino acids)
Biological process (GO): carbohydrate metabolic process
Source: RefSeq, a predicted model, not a curated record
AUGAAGCUCUUACGAGUCGCUGCGGCGGCCCUGGUGGCUCUUAGUGGGCACGCAGAAGCUGUUUCAACCUUUGAGCCGGCAAGGCCUCCUGCAGCUCCUUUAGCUGUCCGAGCGCCUUACCUUAAUGUCUGGCUCAAUGGCCAAACCGAUGGACAGUCGAGUGGUUACCUCGCCGGUCAGUGGCCUAGAUAUUGGACACAAGGAAUUCAGGCAUGGCAAGGAUUCAUCAGAGUAGACGGAAAGGCCUACAACUGGAUGGGAGGGGCUCCUGGAGCAGACAAUGUCGACCAACAGUCGCUCAAAUACACGUCAACUCGGACAACAUUUACCAUGAAUGUGGGAGGGCAAGUCCAAAUGAUUGCCGAGUUUUUCUCUCCGGUGUAUCCAGACGACUUGAGGAGGCAAUCCAUUCCGUUCUCAUACCUGAAGAUCUCGACAGCGUCUCUGGACGGGCGCUCACAUCAUGUCCAAAUCUACGCCGAUGUAUCAGGGGAAUGGGCAUCCGGUGAUAGCUCACAAAUCAUUCAGUGGGAGCACCAGGCAGGCAGUGGGAUACGCUCUCAUAAAUUUUAUCGCCAAAACCAAGAGGCGUUCAAAGAGGCCAAUGACCAAGCCUCGUGGGGCAAUUGGUAUUGGUCCACUGGCGACAUUAGAGGUGUGACCUAUCAGAUUGGUCAGGAUACAGUCGUCCGCGGCCAGUUCUUGUCCAACGGCACGCUUACCGGCCAUAUUGACACGGAUUAUCGCGCAGUGAAUGAUCGAUGGCCCGUCUUCGCCUUUGCACGCGAUCUAGGUGCAGUUGGAAAGAGUGGCUCUGCAUCAACUCUUUUUACCAUUGGCAUUGCCCAAGAUGAUGCCAUCUUGUUCCAAGGAAAAGGCGACUCUCCUGAACGUGUUCCCUCACUCUGGACAAACUACUUUGAUGAAGAAGACGUUGCACCGUUCUUUUACAAGGACUAUACCUACGCCAGUCAGUAUGCUAACAACUUGGACAACCGGAUUGCACGCGAUUCCAUCGCGGCUGGCGGCCAAGAUUACCUUACAAUCACAAGUCUCGCAGUCCGGCAAGCCUUUGGCGCCUUACAAUAUACGGGCACUGCGGAUAAUGCCAGAGUCUUUCUGAAGGAAAUCAGCUCCAACAGCGACAUCCAGACAGUUGAUGUCAUCUUUCCUACCUGGCCCAUCAUGCUGUACCUCGAUCCCAAUCUCAUCAAAUAUACUCUGUCGCCCCUCCUGGAGAACCAAGAAAGUGGCCACUACCCAAACAAAUAUGCGAUCCACGACCUGGGUAGGUUCCCACAGGCUUUGGGAUAUCCUCAGGGAAAUGACGAAGCAAUGCCUCUGGAAGAAUGUGGCAACAUGAUUAUCAUGAUGCUGUCCUACGCCCAGAAGACGGGGGACGUGGACUAUCUCAGACAACACUGGGUUUUCAUGGCGCAAUGGGCAGAGUAUCUCAUUGAAGAUGCCAAGAUUCCAGCGAACCAGCUGUCAACCGAUGAUUUCGCCGGCCAUCUUGCGAACCAAACCAACCUUGCCAUCAAAGGCAUCAUUGCCUUGGAAGCCAUGUCUCGCAUUGCCAGCCUGACUGGCCAUGAUUUCUUGUCCUCAAACUACUCGACAAUCGCCAAGGAUUAUCUAGGCUUCUGGUCUCGCCAUGGCGUCAACCGUGCAUCUGUUCCUAAUCACAGCGUGCUCCAGUACGAUUCGGCUGCGACAUACGGCCUGCUGUACAACCUGUACCCUGACAAGGCUCUCGGGCUCAAGUUCAUUCCUCAGUCCGUCUACGACAUGCAGAGCGACUUUUACCAGACAAAGGCCAACAAAUACGGCGUCAUCCUCGACACCCGCGGCACGCUAACCAAGACUGACUGGGAGAUGUUUGCAGCAGCAGUGGCCGGUCCCAAGACAAAGGCCAUUUUCAUCUCCUUGAUUGCCAAGUGGAUCAACGAGACGCCGACGUGGCGGGCUUUUACCGAUCUGUACGAUACGAACACGGGAGGCUAUCCCGGAAACCAGUUUACCGCCAGGCCGGUUGUGGGCGGUGUAUUUGCUGUGUUGGCGUUGCAGUGA